GAAUGAACAUUAUAGAGGACUACUAGCGGAACAAGUGAUGGUGGCACAGAAAUGGUUGAAGCAGGCGUAGGGUUAGGGUAAGGUACGUGGUUUGGACGACACGUGGAUGGGCGCGAUGUGCCAUUGCUCAGCCACUUUAUGACGUCACUCUUUGCUGCCCUUCCUCGUUGUCCAACUGCAUCCGCAUCGUCAUAUCAUGAGAUGAGGCCGCCUGGGUCCAUCUGAGGCGCAGAUGGAUUGGCAAAGACAGACAAUUGCGUACGUGUAUCACUCCUGGCUGGCUGGGUUUCGUAUGAUCUUCGACCAAGGCGUGAUAUAAACUCACCUCACCUGAUUUCCUCUCUACCUUUUACAUUCACAACCCCGCACCUCUUUCUUUCUCUCGUAUCGCAUUUUGCAAUCGACACCAAAGCAAUGAACUCCAACGACAAGCAAUCUCAGGGCCAUCAGGGUGCCCAGCAGCCCCAGCAGCCGUACUUUCCACCUCCGCCUGGUCCUCCUCCCGUCCAAACGUCCCAGGCCCAGGCUCAAGCCCCGCCUCUCAAACAUCCCGACGAGACACCGAUUCCCGAUUACGAGAUCCCAGCCUACCAUCCCUCGAAUCCUCAGUUCGCGCCACCGCCUACAACUGCCGAUGAUGACAUCUACGGCGCGAGCCCGACAGAUCAGCAUCCUCCCAAUCUCCCAGGCUCUACUCACCAUCACCAUCAGCAACCCGAAGAAGCAAAGAAAAAGUCGCAUCGUUUGUCCGGCCUAGGCCAUUCAUUCGCCUCCAAGGUAGCUGGACCCGUCAAUGCCCUUGCGCAGAAAUUCGGUUCCGAAGGCUUCCUGCCCGAGUCGCUUGACAAGGAGUGCGAAAAGGCCGCGAGGAUCCUCAAGGCAUUUUGCAAGGAUGGCAUUUACAGCAAUGUAGAUCCGCAAACAGUCGCGGCGCCUUCGACGGUCCCCGCAUCCACUGGCCAGCCUUCUCAGACCGGCCCCGGCAACCCCGCCGGUACCGGGAAGCCCAGCAGCGUCGACACCAGCAAGGCCAAGAAAUCUCGCAUCCUUCUGACCAUCCCUUCCAAGGUCAUUGCCAGGGCGCAAGGUCUGGCCAUCUUCACAGCUGUACGCCUAGGGUAUGGGGCCACGGGGUCAAGCGGCAGCGGCAUCCUAGUGGCGCGGCUGCCCGACGGCAGGUGGUCACCGCCGAGCGGCAUCCAAAUCACAAGCAUCGGGGCCGGGUUCGUCGGCGGAGUAGACAUCUACGACUGUGUGGUCGUUAUCAAUACCCGGGAGGCCCUCGACCUGUUCACACGCACCCGUCUGAGUCUAGGCUCUGACCUGGCUGUGACGGCGGGGCCUUUUGGUUUUGGAGGUGCCCUGGACUGGGGCCUUCCCCCUAGCCCCGGCCCGGGCGCUCCAGGGCAGGGCCAGAGCGGACGGGACAAGACGACCGGACUUCCUCCGUCGCAGCAACAACAGCAGCAGCAGCAGCAGCAGCAGCAGCAGCAGCAGCAGCCGCUGUCAGCCGAUAACACGCACUUCCAAACGCAGAACGUGCCCGAACAGGAACAGCUCGAGCUCGAGGACCACGGGCGCAAUGUCAAGGACAAGGACAAGGACGACAGGCGGCGUCCGAGUCCCUUCCGCGAGGCCGUCAAGAAGCCCGUGUACAGCUACGUUAAGUCGCGCGGUCUCUAUGCAGGCGUGCAGGUCGACGGCACCGUCGUCGCCGAGCGCGAGGGCGCAAACGCAAAGUUCUACGGCCAAGCUGUGCCCGUGGCCAAGAUUCUACGGGGCGAGGUCCCUGCCCAGGGGCCACCCGGCAUGUGGCCUGCCGGCGCCAAGAACCUGUUCGACGUCCUCCGCGGCGCCGAGGGCGGGUACCUUGGCGGUCAGCAGCAUCAGCAGCAACAGGGACAAGGCCUCGGGCAGGGAUCGGCGGUUAGCCACGUUCCUCCUAGCCAAACAAUCCCCACUUCUUCUUACGGCCCUAAUGUUGGCGCCCCGCAGUCGGCGUGGGUGCCUGGCGUCACGGCCGGUGUGCAGGGCCUCAACAUCGGGGGCGGCAGUACUUCCGGUGCAGCGGGACCGUCGACAACCGUUCCGCCUCCGCCGCCGCCAGGUGGUGUUGCCCCACCUAGUGCGGCAGCGUCUGCCAAGGCGGCAGAGGCUGCUGCGGAAGCGGAAGCGGCGGCUGCAGCUUCGGGCGGCCCCGCGCCUCCGCCCCCACCGAUGUACACGGAGCAUCAUGACGCUGGGGACUUGCCGCCUGCGUAUGAGGAUGAUGGGAGGUAUAAGGAUUACAGCGGGGAUAGCAAAACUGGGUUGCACUAGCCUCGCCAUUUCACCAGACGAGGCUUGAGGUCAGGACCAAGGACUAGAGUGGCCAUGACGUGAUGACAUUGGGUGUAUGAUUUAUUUGGUCGGAUUAGCAUGGUGGAUGUUAUCACAUGAGUUACUGUAUCCAUUGGUAUUCUUAGCGCUGGUUUAAUUCUUUCUUCUCUGGCUUGUCUAUCAUUUUGCUUUUGCUUUUCUUGUUCCAUUAC
Canariomyces notabilis is the source of this 2531-nucleotide messenger RNA. RefSeq lists its product as uncharacterized. The transcript is spliced from 2 exons. Gene Ontology annotation, molecular function: phosphatidylinositol binding. The coding region runs from base 415 to 2319 and encodes 634 amino acids. NCBI's taxonomy places the organism in Eukaryota, Fungi, Ascomycota, Sordariomycetes, Sordariales, Chaetomiaceae. Gene Ontology annotation, biological process: regulation of ruffle assembly. Gene Ontology annotation, cellular component: ruffle membrane. The record is from RefSeq and is a predicted model, not a curated record.